Crotalus tigris (Tiger rattlesnake) is the source of this 3640-nucleotide messenger RNA. RefSeq names its product transmembrane protein 232 (gene TMEM232). Lineage: Eukaryota; Metazoa; Chordata; Lepidosauria; Squamata; Viperidae. The transcript is spliced from 14 exons. Bases 797 to 2833 code for a protein of 678 amino acids. The record is from RefSeq and is a predicted model, not a curated record.
UUUCUGAUAGACUCUUGCACUAAACCUCUGAGUUUCUUCAAUGAUUAAUAAGGAUUGUUUUCAAUUCUGUCCUAUGGAGAAUAGAAAUAAACUUUUCUCCAUAGACAUAAACAUGGACAUAAACUACUACCUAUGUAGUAAGGCUAUAUUACUAUUAUCCUUCUCAUCUUUCCUAUUACCUUCUAUCAUUGGUAUCUUAUGAUUACAUUACUUUGUUGUUUGUAUGCACACUGAGAACUUAUGCACUGGAGACAAAUUACUUGGUUGUCCAAUUACAUUUGGCCAAUAAAUAAUAUUAUACAGAGAGAAAAAAAAUCUAUUGAAACUUGAUCUGCCUGAAAUAUUUGUGGUUGAAGGUGUUAAAAUAGACUGUGAUAUUUCAAUUUAUCUAAGGAUUAUUACUUUUACUCAUGAGGACUUUUCUUAUCAAUCAAAAAUCAUUACAAUGUUGCAUAUCAUAUAUGAUAAUAGAUGAUACACGAGCUGUAGGUAAUACAGUUAGUCCUCGACUUACAAUCAUUCGUCAUGAAAACAAUCCCUCUAUUGAUCCCCGCUACACUUAGCUCCGGUUUACAGCAGCGGCAUAUACAAAACACGGCGCUGGAAUAGCAGCCAGGGAGCCGGGAUCUCCAGCGGUACAGAUAAGUUUCCCUCUCUCACUCCGUGGAAUCCCGUCCUGCUGCGUCCAUGGCAACGGUUGCCGCGACUCAUUAAAACCCCGCGAAGGUGGCAGCCUGAGGCCGAGGCCUGGGCGCUUUUCGCCUCCUCCUGCGAAUGCGACUGAAUUUACAACACCAUGCCUAUUUUAAAAGUGCCGGUGCGUUAUAACUUUGGCAUUGUGUCCCCUGAAGAGCACGAAAAGCUCCAACAGAGACUGAUGACUGAAUAUCUGAAAAAAUGUUCAGUUGAUUUCAAGAUAAAACCACUUAGAAAUCCAUUUGAACUUACUGAAAAAUUCAUUGAGAAUUUCAAUAAUGCCUCAGAAACAGAAAGAAAGGUAGCAUUCAUAGAUCUGGCUAAAAAAAUGCUUGCUAGAUGCAAGAGACGAUUGGGACUCAAUGUAUUAGGCUGUGGGAAGUAUGUGAAUCUUCCAGUAGCAUGGACUGAGGCAAUAAUGUUAUCUCAAUGCAAAGGAGAAAUUAGUGAAGAAGCUCUUGAGAUUCUUGGAAUUUCAUUGGAUCAUGCUCCUAUUGCUCCAGAACACAUCAGUAUUUUAUUUUUUGUAGCUGAAUGCAUUUUGUAUAAACUCUGUUAUGAUGCAGCACAGAAACCGUAUCUAUUCUCAUGUGAAAUCAAAUUGUUGAAGCUUGGAUUUUUAGUCUUUUUAAGACUACUUCUGCUAUAUUUAUUUGGUUACCAGAGAUUUUCCGAAGAACACAAAUCCAGGCUUAACACUGGCUUGAAAGCAUUAGCAGCAUGUGAAAUGUGCUAUCAACUUUACCCAAACAUUCUUUUUAUGGUGCAAUUUAUACUGAAGGCUGGAGAAAUUAUCUGUGAAACAGCAGUGGUUUCUGAAUCACAAUUAGAAUCCCAGGAAAAUUUAGAAGAAAUGGAGGAAAAACCACUUCUUGACACAACAUCCACGAAUGCCAGCUCAGCAACCGAGUUAAAUUCCAAACAAAAGCAAUUCAGAAUUAAGCAAUUUCUUUGGCACAGCCUUCUUGUUUGGGUUUGUGUACAUAACAGCAGCUCUGAAAUAGAUGCAGUCCUCAUGCAUGUCCUAUUCUAUAAGGAACAGCUUCAUCAAAAAAACUGGUUGGAAUCAGUACUGGCCCUGAUGGUGCUGGGAGAAAGUGCCAAAUUAAACAUGUCAUGUCUGAAAGUUUUAAUGGACCUAGUAAAAUAUUUUAUUUCAAGCUCUGUGCCUCUUCAAAAACAGGAAAAGAAUAACAAGAAAAAGAGGUCAUGUUGGCACUGGCAAGUAGGAUACAUAUAUACAAAUAUCCUGAGAGAAAUCUGUUUGCAUGGCAUUAAUGCAGAUUUACAAAAAACUGCUUUUCUUGGAUUCUGUGACUGUGGAAAGGAAUAUGAUAAUGACAAAGAAUUAAGAGGAGCAAAUUUUCCUGAUCUUUUGAACUUCUGCCUUCCAUCUGAUGACUAUAACGAUCCCUUCUGGGUUAUACGUUAUGGUGUGAUCUACAAUCUUGUUAUCCUGCGUAGUGAACUCUCAGGAGAUGUGAAUCGAGAAGGAUUAAGAAAUGCUGUCUGGCGAACUUUACAAAAACAAAAGGGUGCUGAAAAGGAUAGUCGAGUCCUGGAUGCAGCAAAAGUAGCAGAGGUUGAAACCAAAGGUCAAAUAAAGACUUUCCUUUCAUCAAAAGAGCCAUCAAAUUUUAUCUAUCUCUUGUCACCCCAGUGCAUUGGUUGGAGAGUCACUACUGCCAUGUGCCAUCACUUCCUGCCACCCAUUGGGCCUAAUAUCCCUUUGUCUCAUCUGCCUAAGAGGAAGCCAGUAUUAUUGCCACAUCAAAAAUUGGAGCCAGUAGUUACAGAGAAGAAAAACAAACGCUUGUCUUUAAGGGAAGAACUUUUGCAAGCUGGUGUACCAAAAUAUCCAUAUCCCGAUUACCUUACACGUACUGAUAUGGAACUAAGGAGAAUCAUAAAUGCUCAGUGGGAAAGAGAAUUGCAAGUCAGGCUUCAGCUUGAAGAGAAACUCCAAGAACUAGAGCUUCAGGCAAAGCAAAAAUUGGAAGAAGAACACUUCAGGCAAAUAAUGAUAUGGCGCUUAGAAAAGCUGCACAAGACAACCAAGCCAUAUGAACUGCCCUUUAAACACGAAGACCAAAAAGCAAUAGAAGCAAGCAGCAGUAUUCAGCUGUCAAAUGUGUAACUGUCAGAAACAUGGAAACCAGCUGUGUAAGAAGAUAAAGGAAAAUGUAUGUAUUAAAGCUUCUCACCUCCUCUUUUUUAGAGUUAAAGCUCUGCAUAUUGAGUAAUGAAAUGUGGAUAAGAAAGUGCAAAAGCCAUAAUUGCUGCUGUAUUGCUGAUUGCAGUUGCUUCUCCAACUGUUUUUCAUUGUGAUGUUCCACAUAUAUGUUUAUAAGAAUAAAAAUACAUCAGAAAUCCUAUGAGGGAGAUCAGACCAGCUUGAGAAUGUUUUUGUGUAUAAACACAGAAGAUGAGGAAAAGGUGAGGCACUACCUCUCAUCUUAGCAAGGCAGCUCAGCAAGACAGCUUUCAGGGGCUGCUUUUCAAUAAAAAUACUCACAACCUUCAGUUUCAUAACACUGAUAUGUAAUGAUUAAUUGAAUUGUCUCCCAUGAAAUACAGUGUUUAUGGGGAAUCUUUUUCUGGAAUAAUACAUUUCUGAAACUUGUGUUUCUGGAUUACCUCACACUUAUGUUUUUGUUACUGUUUUGGCAUAGUCAGAUAUUCUAAACAAGGUCAAGAAAACCAACUGAAAGUUGCUUAGUAUCUUUAUCUAAUGUCUCUCUGUUGCCAUUAAAUCCUUCCUAAUCUUAUGUUUUCCUCUCAUUACUUUUUACCUCCCCUUUCCUUCCUUUCUACUUAAUUGUGUUACCAAUUUUGCCAUACUGCUUUCUUUUUAUUUGUGGAUGUUUUAAUAUUUAUUCAUAUUAGUAUGCUGCCUGUUCAAGCAACUCAAGACAUAUUGUCUAAUGUAUACAGUAAACCAGCU